Molecule: messenger RNA, 684 nt
Organism: Ctenopharyngodon idella (grass carp)
Lineage: Eukaryota; Metazoa; Chordata; Actinopteri; Cypriniformes; Xenocyprididae
Product: cytochrome c oxidase subunit 6A2, mitochondrial
Exons: 3
Coding region: 86-412 (108 amino acids)
Biological process (GO): mitochondrial electron transport, cytochrome c to oxygen
Cellular component (GO): mitochondrial inner membrane
Molecular function (GO): enzyme regulator activity
Source: RefSeq, a predicted model, not a curated record
GUCACUAGAUGGCGGGCGCGUCGUUCUCCAGCACCAGCAGCGGCAUAAAGCUUCUUCCGCCCCUGUUGUUCCAGUCUCCGCGAAAAUGGCCGCGAUCGGACGUUUAUCCCAGAAGCUCCUUAAGUCCGCCGCGCUGACCCAAAGCCGUCAGCUUUCGGCUGCAGCAGCUCACGGUGAACAAGCAGCCAAGACCUGGAAAAUCCUGACGUUUGUGGUGGCGCUGCCCGGAGUCGCUGUGUGCAUGUUGAACAUGUACCUCAGGUCUCAACACCACCAUGAGCAGCCGGAGUUUGUUCCCUACAGCCACCUUCGCAUCCGCAGCAAGCGUUUCCCAUGGGGUGACGGCACCAAGAGUCUCUUCCACAACCCCCAUGUCAACCCCCUCCCCGACGGCUACGAGCAUCAUGAGUGAAGAGUGUUAAGAGCUCUCCUAAAACUCCCCUACAUGGACCAGAGGACCCUCUCUAUCCCCUCUCUCACAUCCCUGGACGUCUGCCCAGGCCUGGACCACUCCUCAGUUUCUUUCAGUUUACAUGACGUCUGUCGAGUCUUGUUGAUCUUACCUCUGUGCUUUCCACACCUAGUGGAAGUACCUUAUGGAAACAGUUACAUUUACUCAAGGACCAUUGUAUCACAUUGUCAGCUUAAACUGAAAAAAUAAAAAUCUAUUCAUUAAAUUAUAAA